CAGAAUCGACAGGUAACCAUGCCUGUGAAGUUGGAUCCACCUCCUCCUGCGAAUUCCAAACAACUUGGGGUUACAACAACUUUGCUGUACAAUGGAUCACGGUUUCAGGGUCACCAGAAAAGCAAAGGAAACUGUUAUGAUGUGGAAGUUGUUUUACAGCAUGUGGAUAUGGAAAGCUCCUACUUGUGCGGGUAUUUGAAGAUUAAAGGACUGACAGAAGAGUAUCCAACUUUGACCACUUUUUUUGAUGGGGAAAUAAUCAGCAGAAAACAUCCUUUCCUUACAAGGAAAUGGGAUGCAGAUGAGGAUGUAGACAGGAAGCAUUGGGGGAAAUUUUUAUCAUUCUACCAGUUUGCAAAGACUUUUAAUUCUGAUACAUUUGAUUAUGAAGAUUUAAAGACAACAGAUUAUGUAUUCAUGAGAUGGAAGGAACAUUUUCUGGUGCCAGACCACACUAUUAAAGACAUAAAUGGAGCAUCUUUUGCUGGAUUUUAUUAUAUCUGCUUUCAAAAGUCUACAUCAACAAUAGAAGGCUACUACUAUCAUAGAAGUUCUGAAUGGUUUCAAUCACUCAAUCUAAUUCAUGUGCCAGAACACAGUAUACCAGUAUAUCAGUUCAGAUGACAUCACGAGUCCUCCAACUCACUGUGAUACCUAUUUAUUGUGUACAUUGUAUCGGAGUAUAUGCUGUCAUAACAUGUACCCUAACUUAUCUAUUAGUUUUGCCUUGACAAACUUUAGUAGCAAAAUUGAUGGUUUUUGACAGAAAAAAGUACUGAUAUGUAAUGAGGCAUACUGAAGUAUACUUCACUAAGCAGGACUCGAUGGAUAAAAUAAGUGCGUAAUUGGUGCUCUGAAAUAUAAAACAGGGUCUCCCUGUGGAAAGACCUUUAGUGUGGAGAUGCAAGGAAUUCUAUUGAGGAAGGAAUGGCUAGAAUGUGUGUAGUUAUUGAUUGUAAUAGAUUGUUGCAUUUUGCUUUCGUGCAUGUGUAUACAUCAUAUGAUCCGCACAAUAGUUUUCUUAUUGUGUAUGUUUUCAGAUUUUGUGAAUAUUAAGCUAUGUUUUAGGACAAACAAUUUACCAAUGCGACAACAGAUGAACAGAAAAUGUGCUAUGUGUUGAUUUAUCUGUGUGAUUGUUAUGAGAGUUAUUGAAAGAUGAAACAUGCUUAGUAAGUAUGUAACCUGAUGUUAAUUAUAAUCUGAUGUAUUCAAAUCAAAGUGUUGCAUACAUCAUGUUAAUUUUUUAAAAAUCAUAAAUGCAGCUUUUCCUGCUUUGGGUAACAUGGACUUUCAGUCGAUGAUAAGUCAAAUAAUAUGAUAUCAGACAGACAGCAUUCUUGCAAUUUUACAAGGCAUGCUUACCCUACUGUCAUGGACGUUGUCCUUGUUCCGCUAAUCCUGGUUCAAUUAUCCUACAGUUAUCUCCCUUCGCUGGUCAGAAGAAGGGAGUGGAUGCCAGGUUAUGGGUAGAAAUGCUAUAUUUUGUAUGUAAAAUUAUGUGCAGGCAGUAUAGUAGUACAUAUUCUACAUUACUCUGUGUUUGCAUAUUAUCAAUGGCUUUAAUUUGAAAUAUGUAAAUUGCAAAAAUAACAUGUUUCUGUUUUUAUAAAUGAUGCAAUUUUCCUCA
Ylistrum balloti is the source of this 1630-nucleotide messenger RNA. Its product is annotated as glucose-induced degradation protein 4 homolog. The transcript is spliced from 5 exons. Gene Ontology annotation, cellular component: extrinsic component of membrane; GID complex. The record is from RefSeq and is a predicted model, not a curated record. Bases 19 to 624 code for a protein of 201 amino acids. Gene Ontology annotation, biological process: proteasome-mediated ubiquitin-dependent protein catabolic process; protein targeting to vacuole; negative regulation of gluconeogenesis. NCBI's taxonomy places the organism in Eukaryota, Metazoa, Mollusca, Bivalvia, Pectinida, Pectinidae.